UCCGUUAACUUGUAAAACCAGCGAUAGCUAGCGACAACGGAGAACUUAUCAGCAGACCUUGACAGUGGAUUCUUACAUAAAAGAUUCGUCUUCAGAACGGUGUGUGUCAGUCUUAGAGGUCAGGGUUUGAUUUCCCACGAGUCGCCAUGUUGUCAAGACUGUUCCCUGUUGGUCUGCUGCUGCUCUGUUUUACAGUGGGCGAUGGCGGGCGCUUGUCUGUGAGCGGCAGUCAUUUCGUGAAGGACGGACAACGCGUCUUCCUGUCUGGAACAAACCUCGCUUGGGUGCACUACGGCAGCGACUUCGGGAACCACCAUUACACCGGGGUCCGCGGGCAGAUGGAGCACUUCCUGGCCCAGAUCCAGGCUGCCGGGGGAAAUUCCAUCCGUAUUUGGCUGCACAUUGAGGGGGACACGACCCCACAUUUCACGAGCGACGGGCACGUGGACAAACCGGAUGCCGGUGGCACCCUGAUCAGCGACCUCCAUAGCUUCCUGCAAGCAGCACAGCGACAUAACGUGCUCGUUUUUAUCACACUCUGGAAUGGUGCGAAAAAUCAAAGUCCGCACUACAGGCUAAAUGGGUUGAUCGUGGACACCAACAAGCUACAGAGCUACAUCGACCACGCGCUGGUUCCCAUGGUGAACGCACUGAAAGGGGAGCCGGCGUUGGGCGGCUGGGACAUUAUGAAUGAGCCCGAGGGUGAGCUCCGACCCGGUGUGCAAAGCAACAACCCCUGUCAGGACACCAGCCAUUUGGCGGGCUCCGGGGCCGGCUGGGAGGGUCACCUGUAUACCGCGCAGCAGCUACAGAGGUUCAUCAACUGGCAAGCGCACGCGAUCCGGAUACACGACCCGGGCGCCAUGGUUACGGUAGGCACAUGGAACCCCAAGUCGAACACUGACCGCUUCGGCUUUAAGAAUCUGUACAAGGACUCCUGUUUGGUGGAAGCCGGGGGCAGAAACAAGGGUACGCUAACCUUCUAUCAAGUGCACACCUAUGCUUCGAAUGGACAGUGGGACGGCUACUCGCCAUUCCAGAAGCACUACAAUGACUACGGGCUUGACAAGCCCCUGGUGAUCGGGGAGUAUCGGGAAAGCGACGCUGCGGGUGAGCGGAUAACCGACCUCUACAACCAUGCCUACUACUACGGAUAUUCCGGUGGCUGGGGCUGGCAAGCGGUUGAUGGCAACGCAUGGGGCAGCAUCCAAACCGGCAUGGCAUGGCUCAAAGGGCGCAACGACCAGGCCAAGGGCGGACAGGUUAAUUUCAACGUGUAGCUAUGAUGCCGUUGAAAUAUGGCCAUCUCUAUAAACUAUUUCAUCGCUUUAUAUAAACUAUAAAGUAAACAAUAAA
Molecule: messenger RNA, 1356 nt
Organism: Mya arenaria
Lineage: Eukaryota; Metazoa; Mollusca; Bivalvia; Myida; Myidae
Product: mannan endo-1,4-beta-mannosidase-like
Exons: 7
Coding region: 147-1280 (377 amino acids)
Source: RefSeq, a predicted model, not a curated record